CUGAUAUUUGGAUCGAUCCUUCCACCGCCUCUUCUAGUCAGUCUGCCGCAAGGUUGCCCACCUACCACCGGGGGAAAUAGAGAAAAAACGGUUUAAAAGAAUGUUAAAAUGCUUUCUCAGACGUUUCAACGGCCAUCGAGUGAUUGAAGAAGAUGAUCCUUUCCCGUUGUCUUGAGGAGGCCGUGCUGCUGCUGCUGCUGCGUGGGGGAGUGAGUGGGUCGCUAUAUCCUGUGGCGUUUCCUGUGUUUGUAAACUAGACGCUCUCGGGAAAAAAAAAAAAAAAAAAAGGUCGGGCGGUCGAAGCUGCAAAGUUUUAAUGCUAGAUGAGUGAGGUGGGUGUGGCUUCUCACCAGCCUGACCAUCCUGACUGACUGACGGAUCUCUGGAUGACCUUGCCCCCACCCCUGUCCCUGCGCUCACACACACCGUUACCACAGCAAUGUCACAUCUGCCCAGCAGCUCAGUCCGUGACCAUAUGAAAUGGGCGGGUCUGCUUGGCUGUGAAGCUGUGCUGUCCAGCAUGGCUCUGAUGCAGGCGAGCACCAUGGCAGCGCCACCCAAGAAGAUGAUGGCUCCACUUGGCCAUGCACCGCCACAGAGAGACGGACCUGACCGUGCUCCCCAGAGUCACAUGAUCCUCCCAUCUGGCAUGAGCUGUCCACCACUGGUUAGGACUGACCGGGAUUGGCACUCUAUGAAUGCUACCUUUCUGAUCCGGAAGGAAGGCGAUUUCCAAGCUCCGCGUCUGCUGGACGAGAAAGACAUGAGGACCAACGAGGACAUGCAGCAGAAAAAAAAGAACAGGAAAUCAGUGGCGCCCUGUAAAGUGAGAGAACAAGAGGGAAGGGGAGGGAAGGGCACAGGUGGAGAUGAGAACGGUCCAUCUUCCAAAGUGCAGAAAAACUUUAUUUGUGACCACUGUUACGGAGCAUUUAGGAGCGGCUACCACCUGAAGAGACAUAUCCUCAUUCAUACAGGGGAGAAGCCGUAUGCUUGUGCCGUAUGUGACAUGAGGUUUAUUCAGCGUUACCACCUGGAGAGACACAGCCUCAUUCACACGGGGGUGAAGCCGUACGCUUGCUCCAUGUGUGACAUGAGGUUCUUCCAACGCUACCAUCUGGCAAGACACAGCCUCACUCAUACUGGGGUGAAGCCAUACGCUUGCUCCAUGUGUGACAUGAGAUUUUUCCAACGCUACCACUUGGCAAGACACAGCCUCACUCACACGGGGGUGAAGCCAUAUGCUUGCUCCAUGUGUGACAUGAGAUUUUUCCAGAGAUACCACCUGGCGAGACACACACUCACACAUACGGGGGUGAAGCCGUACGCUUGCUCCAUGUGUGACAUGAGGUUCUUCCAACGUUACCAUUUGGCAAGACACAGCCUCACUCAUACUGGGGUCAAGCCAUACGCUUGCACAAUGUGUGACAUGAGGUUUAUACAACGUUACCAACUGGAAAGACACAGUCUCACUCACACAGGGGUGAAGCCGUACGCUUGCACCAUGUGUGACAAGAGGUUUUUUCAGCGCUACCACCUGGCGAGACACAGCCUCACUCAUAUGGGUGUGAAACCUUAUGCUUGCACCAUGUGUGACAUGAAGUUUUUUCAGCGUUACCACCUGGCGAGACACAGCCUCACUCAUACCGGUGUGAAACCUUAUGCUUGCACCAUAUGCGACAAGAGGUUUUUUCAGCGCUACCACCUGGCGAGACACAGCCUCACUCAUAUGGGUGUGAAACCUUUCGCUUGCACCAUGUGUGACAUGAGGUUUUUUCAGCGCUACCACCUGGCCAGACACAGCCUCACUCAUACUGGUGUGAAACCUUAUGCUUGCACCAUGUGCGACAAGAGGUUUUUUCAGCGUUAUCACCUGGCAAGACACAGCCUCACUCAUAUGGGUGUGAAACCUUUUGCUUGCACCAUGUGUGACAUGAGGUUUGUUCAGCGCUACCACCUGGCCAGACACAGCCUCACUCAUACGGGGGUGAAGCCGUAUGCUUGUUCCAUGUGUGACAUGAGGUUUAUUCAGCGUAACCACCUGGAGAGACACAGCCUCACUCAUACUGGAGAGAAGCCAUUUGCGUGCGACAUGUGUGAUAUGAGGUUUAUCCAGCGCUACCACCUGGAGAGACACAAGCGUGUGCACAGUGGGGAAAAGCCUUACCAGUGUGAGCGGUGCCAGCAGAACUUUUCAAGGACAGACCGACUGUUGCGACACAGACGCCUGUGCCAGGGCCGCGGCGUAGCGAAAGUGGAGAACCAGCCAUGUUGCGAGCCGCGCCCAUAUGCCCAAGAAGCUCCACCCGCUCCCCCGACCUGGAGCCCAAUGCACCCCCCACCGGGUCGCCUGGCCGUCUGACAUUCCCCGGGGGCCAUGUCCACAUGGCCGCACGAGACAGGAUCGGCUGCCGGGUGUCGCGCUAGCUCUGUGCUGAGUGGCGCCGCUCUCUAGCGCAGACUGACAAUGCUGCUCCAGUCUUGGAUUACUAAUAACAGCGGAACAUUUGUUUUUUUAUGUUUUCUGACUUUAACUGUUUCUUUUUUCCCCCUCCAUAUUUUUUUAAUGACAAGACUUUUCUGUGAUGAAGAGUGUUCCUGUUUUGUACUUAACUCUGUUUUGCGUGGGGGGGGGGGGGGGGGGGGGGACAUGUUUUCAUCGUUCUAGUAAAUCUACACUUGUUGGUACUCUAUCUACAAACAGUGAAAAGGGAAAAUCAACUCCCUUGCUUGCCACGGCAGCUGUUUUGCCAAUAGGAGUCACCAUGGCAACAGUAGCUUGACCAUGACUCCUAUUGAAAAAAUCAUCUGCUUUGCUUCUGAACGUCAUUAGAGGUGCACUGUCUGUAAAUAAUUGAUCACGCUAUUACGUCACAGUUGGAUUUAAGUGGUAUUUGUAAUCCGCCAAAUUAAGCCAUGAGUCUUGCAAGCAAUGGGUGUUAAAGAAUAGCUAUAGAGCGAUGUUAACUGGGACUUUCAUUGAGUGUGACCGGCCUCACAGCUGUGCACGUACUGAUCAGUCAGGAAGAGGCGCAGCGCGACUUCUCCCCUCUGUUGCUUGUACAGAUUUCUCAUAUUGGCAUUUUUUCUCUCUGUGAGAAUACUUCUUUUUUUUUUUUUUGCCUUUUUCCUCAAUGGUUUAUUAUUGUGUAUCAGAUGUAUUAACACAAGACAGCUUUUGAUGUCACGGCAGGCGUUUUCCCUCCAAACAGAAAGACACAAGAUGGUCUUUGACAAAAUGAUUCCAGUGACACUGAAGCUUGAGGGUUUUGACGGUUCGCUACAAGCAACACUCUGCUACGCACUAACCGCUGCCUUUGUAUGCAGAUAUUAUGUGCUUGGUGUGGGUUUUAGUGGAGGUGCGUCAUGUCAUCGGGUGUAGCCUUCACAAAGCGCGGACACACAAAUAAUCAUUGUAAUAAUCAAGUUUGUUACACAAGACAGCACUCCCUGCUGCUUUAUUCCUCAAACUUGACCCUUCUCGUGUACCCGUUUUGAGUCGCGACGAUUAAGCUGUGUGUAAAUAUGACUGAUCACUCUAGUUUCCUCAAUGCUUCCCAGGAUGAACAUAUAGAGGUUAUGUUCAGUACAAUAUAGUCGAAGAGCGUUUUAAAUACUAGCUGGAGUGUGCGGGGUCACGUUUGAGGAAUGCAUUGACACAAUUUCACCUGUACACAAAGGAUGCCGCUGGUGUGAUAUUUUGUUUUAAAGGGCAAUACAGUACACGGCGAACACAUUUUUUUGUUAUGAUCUACAUAUUGUUUCCAUGCAGAAGAACCCUUAAAUAUCCAUGACUUUUCUCUCAGAUCACAUGUGAGUCUGGCAUCCUCCUAGCCCCCCCAUUCUGUACUUUUAUUAUUUUUUUAAAUUGUAAACACUGGAGAGACAGGGGGGGAAAGACAGAAUGGAAUGGGUAUUUCCCCCCCUUAAGACUGUACUCGGUUUUAGACAAAGCCUCUUUCUCCUUUCAAAAAAUGAACAGAAACUUUUGGGUCAGUACAGUUCACAGUCUGGUAUAUUUGGCCUUUUUGAAACAACCCCCCACCCACGGCAAAAUCGUUGCUUAUUGUAGUCAAUUCUAUUGAUCAAGGUAUUAGGAGAGAGAUGGCAUAAAGGUAGCUACCACAGAUUAGUUGUUUUCUUUAUUAGUCUUGCAUGCAGAGUUAUGGUCCUCAGUUGAAAUAGAAUCUUGAUAUUGAUUAUUUUGUGUAGAAAAAAAAUGAGUGCAUACAAGUAACUUCCUAAAACUGUUACAAUAAUUAUUGUAAAAUGGGCUAACAAAUAUGUACCCUUGUGAUCCAAUUAGUUUCAACCGUAUAAAAAUCGGGAGGAGAGGCUUCUUACUAUUAUGCUAAAAUAAAAACAUUUGUUAAGGA
Molecule: messenger RNA, 4376 nt
Organism: Nerophis lumbriciformis (worm pipefish)
Lineage: Eukaryota; Metazoa; Chordata; Actinopteri; Syngnathiformes; Syngnathidae
Gene: znf740a
Product: zinc finger protein 740a
Biological process (GO): regulation of cytokine production; negative regulation of transcription by RNA polymerase II; embryo development
Cellular component (GO): nucleoplasm; nucleus
Molecular function (GO): RNA polymerase II cis-regulatory region sequence-specific DNA binding; DNA-binding transcription repressor activity, RNA polymerase II-specific
Source: RefSeq, a predicted model, not a curated record